AUGUCUAAGGUAUCUGAACAAAAACAUGCACAUGCAAAAUUAGAAUUAAAAGUUUCGUGUGAAUUAGCUUACCCCCUUGCGACACAAGUAAUACUACUAGUCAAAGAUUCAAGAACCCAAAAUUGGGAUUUGACCCCAUAUAAAACGGAAGUAAUAGUGAAUUAUUCGAAACCAAAGUUUGUUACCGGUAUAAUUGUUGAUUAUUACUUUGAGGAAUUGCAAACAUUCAGAUUUAUAUGCAUUAAUGUUAAUAAACCCAAUAAUCCGGAUUGGAAUGCGCAGGAAGUCAUUGGAUAUUUCGAUUAUGAUUUGGGAUCAAUUGUUUCCUCUGCAGGUAAAAAAGUGAAAAAUAGAUUAAUGUCAGAAAAUAGAAGUAAUAAUUUCAUAACUAUUAUGGCCAUGGAAGUCAAAGAGUCGAGUAGAGACGUGAAGUUACAAUUCCAGGCUCAGAAUAUCACAAAGAAAUUAUUUUUGAGAUCAACACCCCAAGCCUUUCUGGUUUUAAGUCGCGCUAACGAAGACGGGACGUUUGCUCCAGUCUAUCAAUCUCCAAAUAUUUCGUCAAUGAAUCCAUUAUGGCCCGAAUUUGAUAUAAAGGAAAGUACAUUAUGUAAUGGUGACUUGGACAGAGCAUUGCGGAUACAAAUCAAAAAUUACAAAGGAAACGGAGUUCAUGUUCUUCUUGGACAAUGUACCUUAACCCUUAGAGAGCUUCUAGAAGAGACAGAUACCAGAACCUUCCAAUUGAGGAUUCCAUCCGGAUUUAAUGGAAAUGCUCCUAAAGAUUCUAUACUUACAGUUGUAAAAGUAAUUUUAAAAGAAAUGCCAACAUUUUUGGAUUAUAUCGCUGGUGGCACACAAAUUAAUUUAGUAGUAGCCAUUGAUUUUACGGAGUCAAAUGGUGACCCAAGAUCACCAGAGAGUUCACAUUAUAUAGGAAACAGAGAAAAUGAUUACCAGCAAGCGAUCCGUAGCGUUGGUACAAUAUUAGAAAAAUACGAUUCUGAUAAAAUGAUUCCGGUAUAUGGAUUUGGAGGCAAAUUCAACGGAAAUUUAUCGCAUACUUACCCACUGAACGAUAAUUUUGAAAACCCAGAAGUUUUUGGUGUAGAUGGUAUAAUGGAAGUAUAUCGUAAAACAAUCAAUAAUGUAGUACUGGAUGGUCCAACGAACUUUUCACCGAUUAUUAACCAUACUGCAGCAACUAUUAAAAGCGAAAUAAGUAAAGGCGAGGACGUAUAUUAUAUAUUAUUAAUCAUUACAGAUGGAGUCAUUACGGAUAUGGACACAACAAUUCGUGCUAUUGUAAGGGCUAGGAAACUUCCACUUUCGAUUGUUAUUGUUGGUAUAGGUGAAGCUGAUUUUACAAAUAUGAAUAUUCUUGAUGCGGAUGAUAAACCAUUGUCAGUGCAAGAAAUCGAUCCAUUGACUGAUGCGCCUGUAACAGUUGGAAGAGACAUCGUACAAUUCAUUGCGAUGAACAAGUUCAGUACAGAGGCGGCUCGUUACUCUUUGCCAAAAGCUGUCAUGGAAGAGAUACCUGAACAAUUUAUGUUUUAUAUGAAAGAAAAUAAUAUUAACCCGAAGCAAUUUUCGUAG
This is a messenger RNA of Funneliformis geosporum, 1599 nucleotides long. Lineage: Eukaryota; Fungi; Glomeromycota; Glomeromycetes; Glomerales; Glomeraceae. The record is from the annotation of a GenBank genome assembly.